CGCCAGAAAGAAAUUUCCAAGGCAAGCUUCCCUAAGGGAAAGAGAAAUGAGCACCAAGGGAAAGGUUAUUAAAUGCAAAGCAGCUGUUGCCUGGGAAGCAGGCAAGCCCUUCUCUAUUGAAGAAGUUGAAGUAGCUCCCCCUAAGGCUCAUGAAAUUCGAAUUCAGGUAAUCGCCACUUCCAUCUGCCACACUGAUGCCUUUAAUAUCGAUCCUAAUUUCAAGAAAGGUGUGUUCCCAGUGAUUGUUGGACAUGAGUGUGCAGGAAUUGUGGAAAGCUUUGGGCCAGGAGUGACCAACUUCAAACCAGGUGAUAAGGUAAUUCCAUUCUUUGCACCUCAGUGUAAAAAAUGCAAGUUUUGUCUGAGUCCACGUACAAACAUUUGUGGAAAACUGUGUCAUUUGAAAGAAUGA
This is a messenger RNA of Dipodomys spectabilis (banner-tailed kangaroo rat), 412 nucleotides long. RefSeq names its product all-trans-retinol dehydrogenase [NAD(+)] ADH4-like. Lineage: Eukaryota; Metazoa; Chordata; Mammalia; Rodentia; Heteromyidae. Gene Ontology annotation, cellular component: cytosol. Gene Ontology annotation, biological process: formaldehyde catabolic process. Gene Ontology annotation, molecular function: S-(hydroxymethyl)glutathione dehydrogenase [NAD(P)+] activity; zinc ion binding. The transcript has 5 exons. The record is from RefSeq and is a predicted model, not a curated record. Bases 47 to 412 code for a protein of 121 amino acids.